Molecule: messenger RNA, 3029 nt
Organism: Myripristis murdjan (pinecone soldierfish)
Lineage: Eukaryota; Metazoa; Chordata; Actinopteri; Holocentriformes; Holocentridae
Exons: 3
Coding region: 255-1676 (473 amino acids)
Biological process (GO): negative regulation of transcription by RNA polymerase II; nervous system development
Cellular component (GO): nucleus
Molecular function (GO): RNA binding; protein binding
Source: RefSeq, a predicted model, not a curated record
GUGUCUGACAGACAGUCUGUUGAGCUUGUCUGGAUGCUCCCAUUCACUCUCCUCUGUUCUGCCAUCUGCACUGCUGAGGACCCUGCAGCCUGGAGGGAGGACACAAGGCGGACAGAUCGUGACGCCCUUUCGGCUCGACUGUCCACAAUGCUUGGCAAGAGAUUAAUGGAAUCUGUGUCAUGUGACCAAAACCCCUCCUUGGCUCCAGAAGGAGGGUGUGAAGUGCCAGUGUGAGUGACAGGUAGAGUGAGCCAAUGAGCACCGCACCGAACUCGGCCCCGGGCCCGGACAGGGACAGUCUCCCAUUCAAGAAGAGGGACCCGAAGGUGGACUCGCCACAGCAACCCUCUGAUGCUGCAACGUUCAAGGCGCCUUACCCUUACAAAAGCCACAAUGGGCUGAAGACAACACACACGGGUCCUUUCCAGCCUAUUCCCCGAAGGGCACCUGCACUCUACCAGCCCUGGGUCCAGAUGUACACACCCACCAAGGCGAAAACUCACAUCGUCUCCCCGUUCAAGGAGCACCCCGGCUGGGCAGAAUGGAGAGAAUUUGGCUCCCUUCACCCUGGAUGGGACCUCCAGCACUUUCACCACCAGAGUCACUUCUCUGGACACCGCAGGCACCCAGGCCUCCAUCCCGGCCAGCUACACCACCCAUCCAAUUUCAGACCCAUCUCCAUUGUCACGGAGGGUUUUCCCGGGAUGGGAGGAGGAUACAGCUGGGAGGCACUAACUUUAAGGGAGGACAGUUUGAGCACUGAGAGGCAGACCAAUGGCAGGAAUAAGGGACCCUAUAUGAAGAGAAUAGACAGAAAGAUGGAACAUCCUCUUAGAUCCAUAAAGGCAAAUCCCUCUUCCUUGGGCACAUGCCUACCUCCCACUCCCAUGGAGAACCUUACGCCGCAAGAUGAGUUGAUGUACAAAUAUCAGACCGCAAGAGCUGUCAGACAUUCAUUUUCUGUGCCCUCAUCACAUUCCUCUGGGAAGAACUUCAACGACAAGUACACAUCCAUGAGAGUUAAAGAGGGCACAGCAGGAUCUCCUGUUCUCUGCUCCUCUCUGCAGACGUCUGCUUCCUCCUCCUCCUCUUCCUCCUCCGCCUCCCCCUCCUCCUCUUCCUCCUCUUCUCCUGAUCGCUUCCCCUGGCUGCUCCCUCACUUUGUGGCAGGCUCUCUAAUUGAGCUCAAAGACGGGCGACUGAGAAGGGUGGAGGACCUGCAGACAGAGGAUUUCCUACUCAGCUCGCUUGCCUGUCCAGACCUCCGCCUGAGCUGCUGCACAGUGCAGAGCAUCUCGCCCUCGGCUUCCUCCUCCUCCCUCUCACGCCUCCUCAUCCUGAUCCAUGACCAGCACUCCCAGGAGUUAGUGGAUGUGUAUGUGGAGUAUCCAUUCUUUGUACGCGGGCGAGGCUGGUCGUCCUGUUGCCCACAGAGAACUGCUCGUCUGUGUGGCCUGCAGUGCCGCCAACUCACUGUAGGGGACAUCUGCCUGGCUCUCACCCCCGCAUCACCCCCCCAGCCUCCACCAGGAGCUACCCUGAAGCCCAAAACAGCACCCAGCCUCCCUGCAGCACCAGAGGGUCCAUCAGGGGGGCGGAAGAAGAAGGCAGAUCCGGUCCGGAGGCGACACUGGUCAGCCCCUGAGCUCAGAGGUUCAGGCACUAAUUAUGUGUAGUGGUACGGGUUACAAUUUCAUGGACUGCGAGUGAGCCAAGCUCUUCUAAGCUCUGCUAAAGUUGACUUCUAUUUGCUGUAUUUCUACCUCGUAAAUCCUAUCUGUAUCUGUGCUUGACCCUCUCUUUCUUCCGUGUGAUUUGCAUCAAAGGAAUUACAGCUGAAGAGGGACGAUAGGCAUUGACUCUCAGGAUGACCUAGAGAUAAAUCUACAUUUGCACAGAUUUGAUUGUCCAAGUUAGUCAGGUGAUCACAGACUGACUGUGUUUGUAAAUAAGGACAUCAUGUGUGAAAAUAAUCCUUUUCUGAAACCACAGAACACAGUGUAUUGUAUUCCAAUUAUCGUGAUCCUGGUGGAAGUCCAUCAUUAUGACAGAUCUCAGGCACUUCGAUAAAUAUUUGUGCCAGAUUGGAGAAUCAAGGCAUAAAUCUAUGAUGCAAUGGAGAGAAACCGUUGAGCUGCUCUUCAAACGGUAAAUUUGAGACUAAUCUCGUCGGCUCAAAGAAUAUUUGUUGGAGCUUUUUACCCUCAAAGUAAACUUUCAUAGUACUAGCAAGCAGUUCUGACAAAAUCAGUUCAUGUUCUUUGAAAAACACACACAACACCCACUCAGCUCUUUCAGUACUGAUAGUAUCACUGAACAAUUUGCUGUCUUUUCUGCCUUGUUUUACGUGGCACUUGCUCAUGUUUACCAGUGAUGGAUUUCAUUCCAAAUACUGUACUUCAGUCAGGACAGCUAACAUAUAGGAAACAUAUUUAUUGAAUCAUGAGGUAUGACAAUGGGUUUGACUUUGGCAGACUGGAUUUGCUUUUAUAUUAGCUGGUGCACACACAUUUGGUUUCAUAGAUCGCUGGUGCAUAAACAUAGCAUUUUGCGGGGAUAAAAGCAAUCCCCCCUGGAACAUAAAAACAGAUCUAAGCAGGUGGAGACGGGUUAGCGAUGCUGUAACGUGCAAGAAGCAGCAGCAGGGCAGCUAGACAAGCAAACUGUCAAGGUAAGCUGAUGUGUUUUUUAUUUAUUAUAAGGUUUUGAAUUUAGGGAGUGAGAUGAUGAUUGAUUCGCUAUGAAAAGCGCAAAAGUCAAGAACUAAUCAGCUGACGGUACUGGAGAGAGAUUCCUGACUGAACCGGCUCUGCUCAUAAGUCUAUCUCUUUAGGGUAAAAUAUUUCAUUACAUAAAUUUCCAACUUCCAUCUAACAAGCUUUUUUUUUUUUUUUUUCAUAAGCAAUAGCCACCCAAUUCAACCGUUUUGAAAAGUUUUAAUUUAACGGCAGAAACCUUAACCUGGCUGACCUGUCCAAGGUCUGUUCUGCAAUUUGACAGUGGAUAAUCGCAUUAACAAUCAAUAGCUA